Messenger RNA from Impatiens glandulifera, 429 nucleotides. RefSeq names its product acyl-acyl carrier protein thioesterase ATL3, chloroplastic-like. The transcript is spliced from 4 exons. Gene Ontology annotation, cellular component: chloroplast. Gene Ontology annotation, molecular function: fatty acyl-[ACP] hydrolase activity. The coding region runs from base 1 to 429 and encodes 142 amino acids. The record is from RefSeq and is a predicted model, not a curated record. NCBI's taxonomy places the organism in Eukaryota, Viridiplantae, Streptophyta, Magnoliopsida, Ericales, Balsaminaceae.
AUGCGUGGGUUCCAUGAAAUUGAGCUGCAAGUGCGAGACUACGAACUCGAUCAAUUUGGUGUCGUAAACAAAUCCGUUUAUUCAAGUUACUGUCAACAUGUACAACAAGAAUUGAUGGGACUGAUAGGAAUAAACGCAGUUGACGUUGUUAGUUCAGGCGAGGCCCUAGCCUUGUGUGAGAUGACACUAAAAUUCCUCAAUCCAUUAAGAAGUGGAGACAGGUUUGUUACUAAGGUGAGAAUAUCCAAUUCAUCAGCAGCCCGAUUCUACUUUGAAUACUACAUCUUCAAGUUGCCAGAUUAUGAGCCUAUUCUUGAAGCGAAAUCGUCUGGAGUUUGGCUUGACAAGAACCAUCGCCCUGUUCGAAUACCAGCAGAUUUGAAGGCCAAAUUUGUCAAGUUUAUUCGAGAAGAGGAUAAAUCCAACUAA